AUGCGUACGCAUCCUACGUUUUACGUUGGUCGCCUCCGCCCGUACUAUCAGUACGAGCCCGUUUCGAGAUGCGAAGAACACCUCCGCGGUCGCGAGCCGAGACCACCUUCGAGUGGUCCCGUUUCAACGAGCCAGUUUGGUCGACUAGAGAAGCGACCUGUUCAUGCAGUUGAGCGAUGUCUCGACGAGCUGCAGCCAGCUCGUAACGAAGAAAACGAGUCGAGUGGUUCGUUCUAA
Peronospora matthiolae is the source of this 237-nucleotide messenger RNA. The record is from the annotation of a GenBank genome assembly. NCBI's taxonomy places the organism in Eukaryota, Oomycota, Peronosporomycetes, Peronosporales, Peronosporaceae.